Molecule: messenger RNA, 644 nt
Organism: Lactuca sativa (garden lettuce)
Lineage: Eukaryota; Viridiplantae; Streptophyta; Magnoliopsida; Asterales; Asteraceae
Source: RefSeq, a predicted model, not a curated record
UGCUCUAGCUUUUUCUAUUGGGAUAUUAUAUAUAUGAGAUGUCUAAAAACUCAACUAGAGAUAUCUAAGAAGAAGAGAGAGAGAGAGAGGGAGCGCUCCAAGCUCAUGGCAACGACGGCUCUACUUUUAAUUAUUCUCUUCAAUCUUCUCUUCAAAGGUUUCUGUCAAUGUGAAUUGAAAGAUAUAACAGUGGGGACAGAAAGAACUUCUGCACUGAUAGAAGGUAAACAAGAAUGGAAAGUCAGUUUUAUAAACACAUGCAAAUGCCCACAGCAAGCCCUUACAGUCUCUUGUGAUGGUUUCAAGACGGUCGAGAAAGUUGAUCCGGAUGUGUUUGCGCCGGUCGGGAAUAAUUGCACUGUCAACGGAGGCCGCCCAAUCGCUCCUUUUGCGACUGUCCAGUUUCUUUAUGCUUGGGACCCUCCUUUCAUUUUCGUGCCAGUUUCCUCUCAAGUUAACUGUGAAGGGGCGUUUAAGUAAUUUGCCACUCUAUUUGAUCGAUCGUUCGUAAUCAAAGAAGUAGUUUCUGGUUGUAUUUAUCUUUUUGUUUAUUGUUUUUUUUGUAGAACUAAAAAGACGUGUACAUCUUUUUUGUCAUGUAAAGUAAUGCUUUCUGUUAAUAGAAUGUGACAUACAUUUGUUUU